AUGGGCGAAGGGGCGGCCGGGGAUGAGAUGAUGGGUUCUUUGGCCUUGCCUUUGUCUCUGCGGCUGGUGGCUGGUGAUCCGGACCUCCUCCAGGGUGCAUGCCCCACAAACUUUGCCGCUCUUGGCGGUCUUGGUGAUGGUCUUGCCCGCGCCGGGGCAGGUGCCGGGGCAGCGCUUGAAGCUGCUGCUGCUGCUGCUGUUGCUGGUGCUGGUGCUGGUGCCGCCCUCACAGGGAGUCGUGAUGGUGGUGGUGGUGUUGGACAUGGAGGUCUUUCCGACAGCCUGGCAAGAGAAGUUUCGCAAAGGAAACUGGACCAAACUGGAGACAGAGUGGAAGGGACGGGAGUGAUGCUUACUGUGGAGACGAGAGUCUUUGCUGUUGUUGUUGCUGCUGCUUGGGCUGUCGCUGCUGCUGUUCUGAGGGUCUUUUAUCCUCCUCCAUCUGGGACGGACAAGUGCCCGGGCAAACCUAUUGUGAGAAGGAACAGAACGAAACCCGUGGGUCAACCUGCAAAGAGAAUUGCGUGUGUUUCAUCCCAACUCGGCAGACCGGUCACGCAUGCAAGGUUCGAAGGAAAGAACGCUCUAGAGGAAGACACUCAAGCAUGCGGUGAUAGGGAAAGCAGUCUUUGA
This is a messenger RNA of Neurospora tetraspora, 633 nucleotides long. RefSeq lists its product as uncharacterized. The transcript is spliced from 5 exons. NCBI's taxonomy places the organism in Eukaryota, Fungi, Ascomycota, Sordariomycetes, Sordariales, Sordariaceae. The record is from RefSeq and is a predicted model, not a curated record. Bases 1 to 633 code for a protein of 210 amino acids.